This is a messenger RNA of Contarinia nasturtii (swede midge), 1122 nucleotides long. RefSeq names its product serine/threonine-protein kinase Doa (gene Doa). The transcript is spliced from 6 exons. Gene Ontology annotation, molecular function: protein kinase activity; ATP binding. Gene Ontology annotation, cellular component: nucleus. Lineage: Eukaryota; Metazoa; Arthropoda; Insecta; Diptera; Cecidomyiidae. Gene Ontology annotation, biological process: protein phosphorylation. Bases 29 to 976 code for a protein of 315 amino acids. The record is from RefSeq and is a predicted model, not a curated record.
UUUGAUUUUUCAAUUCGGAUGUUAGUAAAUGAAAAUUAGCUUAGAUAUCGCCACCUUCAAAUGUAAGAUAUUUAUUUUUUGUAACGCUUUAUAUUUCAGCUUAUGCGUGAAAAUGCUAGACUGGUUUGAUUUCCACGGUCAUAUGUGCAUCGCAUUCGAAAUGCUCGGCCUAAGUGUUUUUGAUUUUUUGCGCGAAAAUAACUACGAACCAUACCCACUGGAUCAUGUGCGCCACAUGGCAUACCAACUAUGCUACUCUGUAAAAUUUUUACACGACAACCGCCUGACUCAUACUGACCUCAAGCCAGAAAAUAUUUUAUUUGUUGAUUCUGAAUACACAACAUGUUAUAAUCACAAAAAGAGUCGAGAAAUUCGAAAAGUGAAAUGCACUGACGUACGUCUAAUUGAUUUUGGAAGCGCUACAUUUGAUCAUGAACAUCACAGUACAAUUGUAUCUACUAGACAUUAUAGAGCACCGGAAGUUAUAUUAGAAUUAGGAUGGUCUCAACCGUGUGAUGUGUGGUCUAUUGGUUGCAUUAUGUUUGAGUUAUAUUUGGGUAUCACACUCUUCCAAACACAUGAUAAUCGAGAACAUUUAGCAAUGAUGGAACGUAUUCUCGGUACAAUACCGUACAGAAUGGCACGUCAUCAUGUUCUUUACAGCAAAACCAAAACCAAAUACUUUUACCAUGGAAAAUUGAACUGGGAUGAAAAAUCAUCAGCAGGUCGUUAUGUUCGCGAUCACUGUAAACCACUUAAUCGUUACUUAAUGUCGGAUUGCGAAGAACAUUUGGAACUAUUUGAUUUGAUCAAAAGAAUGUUGGAAUAUGAACCAAGUCAAAGAAUAAAUUUAGGAGAAGCAUUGCGUCAUCCGUUCUUCAAUAGACUUCCCCCUCAUCAAAAGAUUUUAGAGAAAGGUCAGCAAACAAGCUCAACUAGCAGCAGCCGUGAAAGGAGCCAUUCUCUCUCAAGAUGAAACUUAGUACGAUUUGGUUAUUAUUAAUUUCUUUUUCAGCCAAUUCUUAUUAUUUUACUUUAAUUGUAAAAAAUGAAUUACAAAUUAUAAUCUAUUGCCCGUGGAUUGGCCAAUAUUUUGAAUACAAAUCGGUUGUAUAAAUCCAA